Messenger RNA from Ramularia collo-cygni, 4026 nucleotides. RefSeq names its product related to 5^-3^ exonuclease. Gene Ontology annotation, biological process: nucleotide-excision repair. Lineage: Eukaryota; Fungi; Ascomycota; Dothideomycetes; Mycosphaerellales; Mycosphaerellaceae. Gene Ontology annotation, molecular function: DNA endonuclease activity; single-stranded DNA binding. Gene Ontology annotation, cellular component: nucleus. Bases 1 to 4026 code for a protein of 1341 amino acids. The transcript has a single exon. The record is from RefSeq and is a predicted model, not a curated record.
AUGGGAGUCACAGGUCUCUGGCAGAUCGUGCAGCCCUGUGCGCGACCCAUUAAAAUCGAAACAUUGAACCGCAAACGCCUCGCCGUCGACGCCAGCAUCUGGAUCUACCAAUUCCUCAAGGCGGUGCGCGAUAAAGAAGGAAAUGCCCUGCGCAACAGUCAUGUCGUGGGAUUCUUUCGGAGGAUUUGUAAACUGUUGUUCUUCGGCAUCAAGCCGGUGUUUGUGUUUGAUGGCGGCGCGCCCGCGUUGAAGCGACAGACGAUUCAGAAGCGGAAGGCGCGGAGGGAGGGAAGGAGGGAGGAUGCGGUGCGGACGGCGGGGAAGUUGUUGGCCAAGCAGAUGCAGAGGCGGGCGGAAGAGGACGAGGGAAGGAGGAGGCGGGAGAAGGAACAUCCCGCCCCACAACAACAGCAACAAGAAGAAGAAGAAGAAGAAGAAGAGGUUCCCGACGAGGGAUUGGUAUAUGUGGAAGAGUUGCAGAUGACGGACAAGGAGCGGGUGCAGAACCGCACGUUUCGGAAAAAGGACGCAUAUCAUCUCCCGGAUCUGAAUGUCAGCAUGAGUGAGAUGGGAGGUCCAAACGAUCCCAGGGUCAUGUCGUUGGAGGAGCUGCAGGAGUAUGCGAGGCAGUUCAACACGGGAGAGGACAUCAAUGUCUACGAUUUCUCCAAAAUUGAUUAUGAUGGGCCCUUCUUCAUGAGUCUGCCGCCUUCGGAUCGCUAUAAUAUCCUCAAUGCUGCGAGGUUGAGGAGUCGGCWGAGAAUGGGCCAUUCCAAGGAACAGCUGGAUAGCAUGUUUCCCGAUCGCAUGGCUUUUUCUAAAUUCCAAAUCGAUCGAGUCAGAGAGCGGAAUGAACUGACACAACGCUUGAUGCAUCUCAACGGAUCCGAGACGAUGGACUUUGCUGGAGGAAGGAUUGCGGGAGAGAAGGGGAGGGAAUAUGUGCUGGUGAAGAACGAUGGGGUGGAAGGUGGAUGGGCGUUGGGAGUCAUCAGUGAGGAGGGCAGAGAGGAGCAACCGAUUGAUGUCGACAAGCCCGUCGUUGUCAAGACUCAAGAUACCGAUGAUGGAGAGGACGAUGAGGACUUUGAGGAUAUCCCCAUCGAAGGACUCAAUCGACUUCCGAAGCAGAGGACGAGAAACGACGACAUGGCCGAUCUGCUAACCCAGCAGAGGCGGGCUGUUUACCAAUCCAGGAGAUCUGGAGUCAAGGCUAAACCUAAGCGGAAAGUCCGCAAGGAGGCAAACCCGCUAUUCAUUCAAAGUAGCGAGGACGAGGCAGAGGAUGAUCUAGCGGAGGAGGAGGAGUGGGAACAGGUUGACAACACUGAUGAGCUGUUUGGUGGCGAGGCUGAUCCCGAAGAAGAUGAAGAUCUUCGCAAAGCCAUUGAGAUGUCGCUGCAGAAAGACAAUCCGCUGGGAGAGAGUGUUGAUGCUGGCCCGGCUGGCUCUGACCACGACAGCGACGAUAACAUGCUAGAAGUCUUCCAGCAGACUGCGGCGGAAGAAGCGAGACCUCUACCGAAAGGUAGUGGGAGGAGUAUUGCAAACAUUGUCAACAAGCGCGCCUUCAAUGCUGCUCCGGAGAGUCGGGAGGUUACCUCCUUUGGCGUCCCAACGCUCAGGCCUGAUGAGAGUAGUGAAGAGGAUGACACGAUCGACCUUCGAGCUGCACUGGCUGAGAGUCGGAGGACAAAACGCAAGACUAGCCCGCCUCGCCGGGCAGAGUCCGCUCCCAAACCCGCAGCAACAGAUCCCAAGAAUGUUGCCAAGGCGGCUGGAUUUAGUGGUCCUCUUCCUUUUGAGAAGCUGGAUUUGGGGACUUCCUUGUUGGGGAAGAAGAAGAAGAUGAAACAACGGACCGAAGAGGUUGCGGGUGGAUUUGAGAAACCUGGCAUGGGAGUGCAGGAGCAGAAGAAAGCAGAACCGUUGCCUCCAUGGUUCAAUGCUGAUCUUGAGGGUAAUAUCAAGGCGCAGAAAGCUAUUGAGGCCGAGGAUCGGGAGAAGGCAAGGGCUUUCAAUAAGCAGUUCCGGUUUGAGGAGAAGGGGAGUGGUCAGAUGUUGAGGAGGGGAAAUACUGGGGAGAUCAUUGACCUCGAGGCUGAGGAAGGUGGAAGGUUUCAGAAUGGGGAGGUCAUUGAUUUGGAUGGUGAGGACGGUGGUUCACCUUCGUCGGCACAUGAUGAUGUGAAUAUGGCAGAUGUGGACAAUGGAACCAACGUGGAUCGCGAGGAGUCGCAACCAUCUGUCCUGGAAGGAAAUGCCCCGAAUAUGGGCGGCCACUUGGCGGACGAUUUCCGGGCUGAACCACCGGCGCCACCUGCUGUUGAGGAAGUCGAAGCCGCGACUGUGACGACAGAGGCCGCUGCGAUUCGGCCUGUGCUCUUCGAAGAGGACAGUGGAGAUGAUUCGCCUCUCGCAAAGUCUCCAGUAGGUGGCGAUGCAGCGACGCAUGCGACAAGUCCACCUCGACAGCCAGAACCUGGAGAAGACGAGGAAGAGAUUGAAUGGAGUGAUAGCGAUGCUGGAAAUGGCGAGCCAGAAACCGCUCACAAACAGCCGUCGCCUCGUGUAGAGGAGACGGAAGCACGAUCACCUUCUGUUGAGUUUGAAGAUGUUCCGAUACCUGAUGCUCCGACCGCGGAUAUCGCACCACAGCAAGAACCUGAUAGUUCAACACAGGUACCUGAUCCAGCCGAGGACCCAGUAAUAAUGUAUGUUGACGACGCCGAAGACGACGAGUUUGACGUCUAUUCCGACCCCGAAGAAGAAGCCAUGCUUCGCGCACUUACUUUGGAAGCCGWAGAACAUGCCCGUUUCGCCAGCACACUCAAUAACAAGCCCCAAGCGCAGAAUCAUCAAGACUACGAGAGGGAGCUUAAGCAGUUGAGAAACCAACAAAAGAAAGACCGGAGAGAUGCGGACGAAGUAACUCACACCAUGAUCACAGAAUGCCAAGCACUCCUCGGUCUGUUCGGAUUGCCAUAUAUCACCGCCCCGAUGGAAGCUGAAGCUCAAUGUGCAGAGUUGGUGAGACUUGGGCUGGUGGAUGGAAUUGUAACAGAUGAUUCCGAUUGUUUCCUCUUUGGAGGGACGAGAAUCUACAAGAACAUGUUCAAUCAAGCCAAAUUCGUCGAAUGCUACUUGACAUCCGACUUGGAGAAGGAGUUUGACCUCACUCGAGACAAACUGAUUUCCGUCGCACAACUUCUUGGAUCGGAUUAUACCGAAGGCCUCCCUGGAGUGGGACCGGUAACUGCGCUGGAAAUCAUCUCCGAGUUUCAAAGCCUGGACAACUUUCGAAUCUGGUGGGAGGGUGUUCAAGCGAAUCGUAUUCCCAAGAGUGACGAUGCCCAUAACCCUUUCCGCAAGAAGUUCCGAAGACAAGCAGGCAAGAUCUUUCUCCCUCCUGCCUUUCCGGAUCGCCGAGUGGAAAUUGCAUAUGAAGCUCCCGAGGUUGAUUCCGAUGCGCAAGGGUUUCAAUGGGGAGUUCCGGAUCUCGAGGCUUUGAGGGGGUAUCUUAUGGCUACCAUUGGGUGGAGUCAAGAGCGGACCGAUGAGGUGUUGGUUCCUGUGAUUAGGGAUAUGAAUCGGAGGAUUGAUGAGGGAACGCAGGCUAAUAUCACGGCAUUUUUCGAUGGUGGUGUUGGUGUCGGUGGAGCAGGGAGAGGGGAGGGGUUUGCGGCGAGGCGGAGGGUUGAGGGGAGUAAGAGGAUGGGGAGCGCGUUGGAGAGGAUGGCGGAGAGGGCCAAGGGGAGGAGGAGGAGUGGGGUUUUGGUGGAGAAGCAAGGGAAUGGGAAUGUCGAGGAGGAUCAGAUGGUCGCUGCUGAUGAUGCAGUGUCUGAUAAGCCUGUUCCCAAGGCAGCGAGGAAGAGGAAGGCGAAGAAGGCUGUUGCGGAGGUGCCGGUCGAUGAUGAUCGUGAUGAUAAUGAUGAUGAUGGAGGUGGUGAUGACGAUGAAUUUGAGGAACCACGGCCGAAAAAGACGAAGAGACGAGCCAAAUCUGCCAAGAAACAACAGACGUAG